AUGGCGGCUUCCGCGCGGCGCCUGCGCUCUCGCCGCGCGGGGGCCGUCGGGGCCGACGAGCCUUCUCUGACGGCUUCCAUGGAGUGGGACACGCAGGUGGUGCGAGGGUCGCCCGCUCUCCACAGCCCCGCGGGGCUGAGCGCCGAGGAGGCGCGGCUGCCGCCGUGGCUGCCGCCGGAACGCUGCGCCGUGUUCCACUGCGCGCGCUGCCACGCCGUGCUGGCCGACUCGGUGCACCUGGCCCGGAACCUGGCCUCGAGCGUCGGGGCGGCCGUGUUCGCCAGGGUCACGCGCGACGUGGUGUGGGACGACGCCUUCCUCUUCGGCAUCGACGGCCUGCUCAAGGGCAGCACCUACAACCUCCUCUCCUGCUCCUGCGGCGUCUCCGUCGGCUUCCACCUGCACUCGACCCACGCCGCCCUGGCGGCCUUGCGGGGCUACUUCUGCCUGGCCAGCGACAAGAUGGUGUGCUAUCUCCUAGCAACAAAAGCCAUAGUGCCGGCGUCUGAGGUGGAGAUUCACGAAGUCCCUCUUGAAGAGCGGGUGGCGGAGCUGAAAGAGAAGCUAAUGUUAAUACAUGGCCGCUUAAAUUCACGGAAGAUUCUGAAGAAUGUGAUUCCGGCCAGCUCCACAACAGAAAACUGA
Suncus etruscus (white-toothed pygmy shrew) is the source of this 645-nucleotide messenger RNA. RefSeq names its product Opa interacting protein 5 (gene OIP5). Gene Ontology annotation, biological process: CENP-A containing chromatin assembly; chromosome segregation. The record is from RefSeq and is a predicted model, not a curated record. Gene Ontology annotation, cellular component: chromatin; chromosome, centromeric region; nucleus. Lineage: Eukaryota; Metazoa; Chordata; Mammalia; Eulipotyphla; Soricidae.